Molecule: messenger RNA, 1390 nt
Organism: Cucumis sativus (cucumber)
Lineage: Eukaryota; Viridiplantae; Streptophyta; Magnoliopsida; Cucurbitales; Cucurbitaceae
Product: rac-like GTP-binding protein 5
Exons: 7
Coding region: 440-1033 (197 amino acids)
Biological process (GO): establishment or maintenance of cell polarity; regulation of actin cytoskeleton organization; small GTPase-mediated signal transduction
Cellular component (GO): cytoplasmic vesicle; cell projection; nucleus
Molecular function (GO): protein kinase binding; GTP binding; GTPase activity
Source: RefSeq, a predicted model, not a curated record
AAUGGGAGUAAUUAAUUUUGUAAGAUGAAAUAAAAAAAGAAAAAAGGAAAAAGGAGUGAGUAUUUUGUGGUAGAACGAAGAAGAAGAAGUGGUAUAGCUGGCAGAAGGUGGGGAAGGCCGGCGAGCGCUUCAACCGCAUUUCAUUUCUUUCCUUCUUUUCAAAAUUAACCCCAUUUUUCAUCUCUCUCUUCUUUCUCUUUCUAACCUCUCUCUUUCCCUCUCUCUUUCCAUCUCUGCUCCUGCAAUUUGGGAUCUCUCUCCACUUCCAACAAGUCAGAUCCCUCACCAUUACCAUUUCAUGGGUUUCUCUUGAUUUUCUUAUUUCCUCUUUCUUUCUUUUCUCUCUCUUGCUGUCCCUCAUGAACAAUCUAUUCUAAACAAUACCCAUUUCGAGUUAUUACGCAUUGUUGUUUCUGGGGUUCAGAUCUGGUGCUUCGACAUGAGUGCGUCCAGGUUUAUAAAGUGCGUAACGGUUGGUGAUGGGGCUGUGGGUAAAACCUGUAUGUUGAUUUCAUAUACGAGUAACACCUUUCCCACGGACUACGUGCCUACCGUUUUCGACAAUUUCAGUGCCAAUGUGGUGGUUGAUGGAAGCACGGUCAACCUAGGACUAUGGGAUACUGCUGGUCAAGAGGAUUACAAUAGAUUAAGACCACUGAGCUAUAGAGGUGCUGAUGUUUUUAUUCUUGCUUUCUCUCUCAUAAGCAAGGCCAGCUAUGAAAAUGUUGCCAAGAAGUGGAUUCCUGAAUUGAGACAUUAUGCACCUGGUGUUCCAAUAGUCCUUGUUGGAACCAAACUUGAUCUUCGGGAUGACAAGCAGUUCUUUGUAGACCACCCUGGUGCAGUGCCCAUCUCCACUGUUCAGGGAGAGGAGUUGAGAAAAGUUAUUGGAGCUCCGGCAUACAUCGAGUGUAGUUCAAAAACCCAGCAGAAUGUGAAAGGAGUGUUCGACGCAGCCAUUAAAGUGGUGCUCCAGCCGCCAAAGUCUAAGAAGAAGAAGAAGAAGUCACAGAAUGUCUGUUCCAUCUUAUGAUUGCAGAAGGAUGAUGCUUUUGCUCGUGCCAAAGGAACGACGACUUCAUAUGUACUCACCUUUUUCUCAGCAUAUCUUCAAUCCCAUGUCAUCCCAAGGAAGUGGCAAAUGAUGGACCAUAUCAUAUCCCCCCAAGCUGACAUUCCAAGAUGCAAAUAGAACAGUGAUGAUGUUUGUUUCUUAUUUUGCAAUCAGUUUGUUAGUGAUGACCAACAUUGCUAACCCUAAUUUGUCUGUUUGAAUUGUUCAUGUAUUAAUGAGAUACCUAAAACGAACUGCUCCCUGGGCAUGAACAUGGUUAGUACUGGUAACAUAUUUUGUCUAAUUCCAUUCACAUGAUGAUGAUCAAGUCUACGA